Penicillium griseofulvum is the source of this 621-nucleotide messenger RNA. RefSeq lists its product as uncharacterized. The coding region runs from base 1 to 621 and encodes 206 amino acids. The transcript has a single exon. NCBI's taxonomy places the organism in Eukaryota, Fungi, Ascomycota, Eurotiomycetes, Eurotiales, Aspergillaceae. The record is from RefSeq and is a predicted model, not a curated record.
AUGCACGUCUCAUACAUCUCCCUGGCGCUGUUUGCCAUUGGAGCUAUCGGCGCGCCCGCCGGUCCCAAGCCUGGCACCGACUUCACAGACAUCACUAGCGGGUUCCCUUUCAACCCAACCGGCUCCUCCAGCGUUCAGGACAGCGAGGAUUCAUUCGGAGACUCCUUUGCCUCUGCCCUCGAGGCAAUGAAGCAGGCUGAAGCUGCCAAGCAGUCUGCUAAGCAUGCACCGUCCGCUCCCACCUCGGUGGCUCAGCCUAUCGUGGAGAAGCCCGAGCCCACUUUCUCCCAUGAAGUCGUGAACUUCCCAGCUCCUGUCGUCUCCCAGGCCUCAACUUUCUCCCUGGCUGCUCCUGCCACCUCGCAGGCUUCUUUUAUCUCCAAGGCUGCUCCUACCUCCGCCAUCUCUACUCCCGUCCAGAGCAGCUCUGCUGCCACUCCAACUUCAUCUCAUGCCGUCAUUCCCAGCCCUUCUAAGAGCGCCUCUGCUUCUCACAUCUCCAACGCAACUCCCUCUGCUACCCCCUCUGCCGUUGGUGCCCUUGGCAGCAUUGUCGAGGAACUUCCCCUUCUUGGAGGCCUCGUCAAGGGUCCCAUGGGCACCCUCGGUCUCCGUCGUUAA